AUGAAAUAAAAUGAUAAACAUCCUAUAAAAUCAAAAAUUCCAGUUGCAAAGGGAAAACAUGCAUUUGAAUGUGGAGGUUAAAGUAUUAGUUAAAAAUUUAGGUCAGACAUUUAUAGUGGAGGAGAAAUACGAAUUCAUAAAGUAAAUAGGAUAAGGAGCUUAUGGAGUAGUAUGCUCUGCGAAAAAUAAAAAGAAUGGUUAGAUGGUAGCAGUUAAGAAAGUAUUUAUAUGAAUUAAAUAAAGAUUCCAAAUGCAUUUGAGGAUUUAGUGGAUGCUAAGAGAAUAGUGAGAGAGAUCAAAUUAUUAAGUAAUUUCAAAUUGUUAUUGUUAGAGUUUUUUGAUCAUGAGAACAUUAUUUCUUUAGUAGAUUUACCUAGACCAGAAUCAAAAACAGGAUUCAAUGAUAUAUAUAUAAUAACAGACUUAAUGGGCACAGAUUUACAUAAAGUCAUUUAUUCAUCAUAAGCUUUGACAGAUGAACAUAUUUAAUAUUUUGCAUAUCAAAUGUUAAGAGGAUUACUUUAUAUACAUACAGCAAAUGUUAUACAUAGAGAUUUAAAACCAAGUAAUAUCCUUUUGAAUAAGGAUUGUGACUUAAAAAUUUGUGAUUUAGGAUUAGCUAGAGGUUAUGAAACAGAGGAAGAAUUUAAAACUGAAUAUGUGAUAACAAGAUGGUAUAGAGCACCAGAAGUUAUUUUGAAUGCAUCUGAAUACACAAAAGCAGUUGAUAUAUAUGCAGCAGGAUGUAUUAUAGCAGAACUUUUAGGUCGUACACCAUUAUUUCCAGGUAAUUAUUAAAUUAAUAAUGUAAGGUGAGGACUAUUUAGAUUAAGUAUAGAGGAUUAUUUCAGUUUUAGGAACACCUACUCCUGAUGAUAUGAAAUAUAUAGGAAAUCCAAAUGCUAUAAAUUAUAUUAAAAGUUUGCCUAAAAGAACAAAACAGUCAUUUACUUAACUCUAUCCUAAAGCAAAUCCAAAAGUUUGUGAAUUAUUAACUAAGAUGAUUACAUUUAAUCCAGAUAAAAGAUAUACUGUUGAAUAAUGUUUAGAACAUGAUUAUUUUGAUGGAUUACAUAAUCCAGAAGCUGAACCUAGAUGUGAUAAAGUAUUUGAUUGGAGUUGGGAUAAUUUUGAAUUAAAAAGAGAAACAUUAUAAAAAAUGGUUUAUGACGAAUCUUUAUAAUUUAAUCCUGUCAAAUUGUGA
This is a messenger RNA of Paramecium pentaurelia, 1204 nucleotides long. The record is from the annotation of a GenBank genome assembly. NCBI's taxonomy places the organism in Eukaryota, Ciliophora, Oligohymenophorea, Peniculida, Parameciidae.